GAGUUUGUGUCCAACCGCGUGGUCACAUCUAAGUACAAUGUCAUCACCUUCCUGCCCAUCUUUCUGUUUGAGAUGUUCUCCCGCGUGGCCUACCUCUACUUCCUGCUCCAGGCGGGCCUGUCGUGGUGGAGCGUCAUCUCGCCUUUUAGCGGCUAUGGCUCCACCGCCGCGCUGGUGUUUGUGCUGGCAGUUGCGGGGGUGACAUCUAUCUGGGAGGACGUGAAACGGCACCAGGAGGACAAACGCAUGAACACCAGCAUCACCCACAGGCUCAGCCCAGACGGCGAUGUCAAGGACAUCCCAUGGACGGAUGUGCGGGUCGGUGAUGUGAUUGUGGUCAGGGACAACGAGCUGUUCCCUGCCGACCUCAUGUGCCUUUACUCUUCGCUCCCCGAGAACGUGUGCUUUAUCAAGACCACCAACCUGGAUGGCGAGACCAACCUGAAAAUCAAGAAGCCACUGGACCUCAAGGGCCUGCCGGAUGUGAUGGCGCUGCAGCUGAACCUGACUGCAGAGGAGGCCAACAAGAACCUGCACAAGUUCAGGGGCAAGGCGCAGCUGAUCCCGGUGACCAUGAACGAGAUGCUGCUGCGUGGCUGCAUGCUGAGGAACACCGAGUACAUUGCUGGCAUGGUAAUCUACACCGGCAAGGAGACGCGCAUCCAAAUGAACGCCGCCAAGACGCCGCUCAAAGUUGGCUCCUUUGACCUCUUCCUCAACCUUCAGAUCGCGCUAGUCAUCGCCAUGCAGCUGGCCAUGUGCCUGUUCUGCGCCAUUGCCAACUAUGUGUGGAUCCAACAGGCCGGCAAGAAGCGAUACUACCUUGUCCUGGAGACGUACGUGGAAGGCAACUGGCAGAACGCGGGCGCCCAGAUCUGCCUUACCUUCCUCACCUUCUGGAUCCUGCUCUCCUACCUCGUCCCCAUCUCCCUCUUUGUCACGCUGGAGAUCGUCAAGUUUGUGCAGGGCUUAGGCUUCAUCAACUUUGACCGUGACAUGCGCGAUUCCAAGACCAAGGCUUGGGUGCGCUGCCGCAACUCCAAACUUAACGAGGACCUGGGCAAGGUCGAAUACAUUUUCAGCGACAAAACAGGCACUCUGACGUCCAAUGAGAUGCAGCUGCGCCAGAUCGCGGUCAAGGGCGUGGCCUAUGGCAGUGCCGACCUGCGCCUGGAGGAGCACAUGGACAAGACGGGCCUGCGCGGCCUGCGUCUCUUUGACCACCGCCUGUACAAGGCGGCCGCCAGGCACGACUGGGAUGAGGGCAGCACCGCGCUGGGCCACCACCUGAUCGACUUCUGGACCAACAUCUGCCUCUGCCAAUCUCUCAUCCUGGAGAAGAACCCACUGGGUGGCCUCGACUUGUACCAGGGCCCCUCUCCCGACGAGGUGGCGCUGGUGGAUGCUGCGAGGCAGAUGGGUUUUGAGUUUAAGGAGCGCACCCAGUCGGGCGUGAAGCUGGACAUGCUGGGGGAAUUGGUGGCGUACGAGGUGCUCAACGUGAUGGAGUACAGCUCAGACAGGGGCUGCAUGAGCGUGGUUGCACGCGCCCCCGACGGCACCAUCCGCCUCUACUGCAAGGGCUCUGAUGCCAAGGUGAUGAAGAAGAUUCCAGGCACGCUGCUGCAAGCGCUGCUGGCUGCCAUGCAUCCAGACUCCCUACCCUGCCGUGAUGGCCUGCGCACGCUGGUGCUGGGCACCAAGAUCAUCCCCAAGGAGCAGUACCAGGCCUGGGACCGCGAGUACCAGGAGGCGGCUGCCAGCUUCUCGCAGCGUGACGAGAAACUGGAGAAGCUGGGCAAGGAGAUUGAGGAGGGCCUGGAACUGAUUGGCGUGACUGCCAUCGAGGAUAAGCUGCAGGAAGGCGUGCCUGCCGCCAUCCAGACGCUGCUGGACGCCAGCAUCCGCGUGUGGAUGAUCACGGGGGACAAGCAGGAGACGGCGGUGAACAUCGCGGUGUCCUGCCGCCUGGUGUCCAACCCAGACGACGUCAUGAUGCUCAAUCUGCCGUCCAUGGACAAUCCUGUGGAGGCUGUCGCUACCAUCCAUUCUGAGUGGCAGAAGGCUGAGCUGGCAGUGGAUGGCCCCACUCUCAACUUUGUGCUGGCCGACGACGCGAUGCGGCACAAGCUGGCGGUGCUGUCAGCGCACUGCAGCGGCGUGGUGGUGAGCCGCUCCUCGCCAUCACAGAAGGCCGCCAUCGUGCGCAUGAUGACCAAGUACGAGAUGCUGCAGAUGCUGUCCAUCGGCGACGGCGCUAACGACGUGGCCAUGCUGCAGACGGCAGAUGUGGGCAUCGGCAUCAUGGGCAAGGAGGGGCGCCAGGCGGUGAACAACUCAGACUACGCCAUCGCCCAGUUCAGGUUCCUGGUCCCGCUGCUGCUGGUGCAUGGCAACCUGUCCUACUACCGCCUGGCCCGCCUCAUCAAGUACUCCUUCUACAAGAACAUCACCUUUGCCUUCGUGCUCUUCUACUACCAGUUCUACGCCGGCUUCUCGGGGCAGGCCCUGGUGGACUCCAUCACCGCUGCCGUCUUCAAUGUCGUCUUCACCUCUCUCCCCAUCCUCUUCUUCUCCAUCCUGGACCGGCCCGUGAAAAACCUCAAGGCCCUUGUGCGCUACCCGCAGCUGUACAACAAGCGCCACUCUCGCUCACUGACCACGCUGACCUUCUGGAAGACGGGUGUGCUGAUGGGCAUGGUGCACGGCGCCGUCUGCUUCUUCAUCCCCUACUACUCCCUGGCCACCAGCGGGCGCCACAACAUCACCGACGUCUACUCCCUGGGCAAGGUGGCCUUUGUGGCGCUGCUGGGCGCGGUGACGCUGGAGGUGGCGCUGGUGGCGCGCUACUGGACCUGGCUGUUUGGGGUGCUCACCCUGCUCUCCUACGCACUCGUCUACCCCUACCUCGUCAUCUUCCCGCUGGCAGGUGCGGUGGCAGGGGAGGGCAGGCACACAGCUGCUUGCCUAGCAGCCGCCUGCUGCUGCUUGCGCUGCUGUGCCCAUGGUACAGAUCGCAGUGACGCUCUCUGA
Chlorella variabilis is the source of this 3033-nucleotide messenger RNA. RefSeq lists its product as hypothetical. NCBI's taxonomy places the organism in Eukaryota, Viridiplantae, Chlorophyta, Trebouxiophyceae, Chlorellales, Chlorellaceae. The annotation marks the transcript as partial. Gene Ontology annotation, biological process: phospholipid translocation. Gene Ontology annotation, cellular component: plasma membrane. The record is from RefSeq and is a predicted model, not a curated record. Gene Ontology annotation, molecular function: ATPase-coupled intramembrane lipid carrier activity; ATP hydrolysis activity; ATP binding. The transcript has 20 exons.